Molecule: messenger RNA, 11346 nt
Organism: Aquila chrysaetos chrysaetos
Lineage: Eukaryota; Metazoa; Chordata; Aves; Accipitriformes; Accipitridae
Gene: STAU2
Product: staufen double-stranded RNA binding protein 2
Exons: 15
Coding region: 131-2065 (644 amino acids)
Source: RefSeq, a predicted model, not a curated record
GGGAGGGAGGGGGGGGGGGGCGGAGUGGUUGGGGCCGGCGGCGGCCGCCGCGGCGGCGGGGUCAGUUCUCUUUAGUGUUUGCCGAUGUUGGAGGCGCCUCCAAAGUGUCCCCGGGAAACAGUGAUAGGCAAUGGCACAAGUUAAGAUGCAGACUACAGCAAACCUGUCCGGACCUACCAUGUCCCCUAUGGUGCUACCCCUACCAGUUACAACUACAAAUACAUUGGGUCUGCCGUCCUCAAUGAACGGAUCCAUUUCAGAAUCUGCUGCCAGCUGUAGCAGUCCUACUGCCGGCCUUGUGGAUCCUGCGCCUUCUAGCAACUCACCAGCUCCUCUCCAAGAUAACAUGGCAAACCCCAAAGAGAAAACUCCAAUGUGUCUGGUAAAUGAGUUAGCCCGUUUCAAUAGAAUUCAACCCCAGUAUAAGCUUCUGAAUGAAAGAGGGCCUGCUCAUGCCAAGAUGUUCACAGUGCAGCUGACUCUCGGAGAGCAGACAUGGGAAGCUGAAGGAAGCAGUAUUAAAAAGGCCCAACAUGCUGCUGCUAGCAAAGCAUUGAAUGAAACUACCCUUCCCAAACCAACGCCUAGACCACCCAAAAAUAAUGUUAAUAAUAAUCCAGGCAGUAUAACUCCAACAGUGGAGCUGAAUGGUCUGGCUAUGAAAAGAGGAGAGCCUGCCAUCUACAGGCCAUUAGAUCCAAAACCAAUUCCCAAUUACAGAGCAAAUUAUAAUUUCCGGGGCAUGUACAAUCAGAGGUAUCACUGCCCAGUGCCUAAAAUUUUCUAUGUCCAGUUAACUGUUGGCAACAGUGAGUUUUUUGGUGAAGGAAAGACUCGUCAAGCUGCUAGACAUAAUGCUGCAAUGAAGGCCCUUCAAGCUCUCCAGAAUGAGCCUAUUCCAGAAAAAUUACCUCAGAAUGGAGAAACAGGAAAAGAAUCAGAAGAAGAUAAAGAUGCAAACAAGUCUGAGAUCAGUGUAGUGUUUGAAAUUGCUUUGAAGCGCAAUAUACCUGUCAGUUUUGAGGUGAUUAAAGAAAGUGGACCUCCUCACAUGAAGAGCUUUGUUACACGCGUUACAGUAGGAGAAUUCACUGCAGAAGGAGAAGGCAACAGUAAGAAACUCUCAAAGAAACGUGCUGCAAUGGCUGUCCUACAAGAACUUAAGAAACUUCCUCCUCUUCCUGUGAUUGAAAAGCCAAAACUUUACUUUAAAAAACGUCCAAAAACAAUACUGAAGACUGGACCAGAAUAUGGUCAAGGAAUGAAUCCCAUCAGUCGUCUGGCUCAGAUCCAACAGGCCAAAAAGGAGAAGGAGCCAGAGUAUGUUCUUCUUUCGGAGAGAGGAAUGCCUCGCCGUCGAGAGUUUGUUAUGCAGGUAAAAGUAGGCAAUGAGAUUACUACUGGAACAGGCCCAAACAAGAAAAUAGCUAAAAGAAAUGCAGCAGAAGCAAUGUUGCUACAGCUGGGUUACAAAGCCUCUACUCCUCUUCAAGACCAGCCAGAAAAGCUUGGAGAAAACAAGAGUUGGAACGGCCAGAAUGUUGGGUUUCCUGAGCCAACAAGUAACACGCCAAAGGGAAUACUCCAUCUCUCUCCUGAUGUUUAUCAAGAGAUGGAAGCAAGCCGCAACAAAUCAGCCCCUGGUACCACUGUAAGCUAUUUGUCGUCCAAAGAAAUGAGCCAGACUUCUAGCUCUUUCUUCAGCAUAUCUCCUACAACAAAUAGCACAGCUACGAUUGCCAGGGAACUUCUCAUGAAUGGAACGUCCCCAACUGCCGAAGCCAUAGGUCUAAAAGGAAUAUCUCCUGCUUCCCCCUGUUCUGCAGUGCAGCCUUCAAAACAGCUGGAGUAUUUGGCAAGGAUUCAAGGCUUUCAGGUACACUACAGUGAUAGACAAAAUGGCAAAGAGUGUAUGACCUGUUUGACACUGUCUCCUGUGCAGAUGACUUUCCAAGGUAUCGGAAGCUCCAUUGAAGCCAGCCAUGACCAGAUUCAGCAGCAUCUUCCAGGUUUUCCAGAUAUUGUCAGAAUCCUCAGAUCCAAAUGGUGUCUCAUGAGGAUGUAGCUCUUUAAAAAUCAUUGACCUGUCUGGAUAAUUUACCAAUUUCAAAAAUAAGUUAGUAAGUAGCAGGAAGGUAGGGAAGUAUUAAAGCUGUCAGCAUUGGGCAGUUUUCUAGAGACUUUCUUCAAUAUAAGCUGAGGGGUGGUUAUUUCCUGUCCCUCUGAAAGAUGUGGCUUGAGCUGAGUCCACAUUUACAGAUCAGGAGGGGCAAAAUAAGAUGAUCUACUCUUUUUAAAAUAAAAAAUAAAAAAAUCCUGAGUGUGUACAAGUGAUUACAGCAAAACAAACCCUGAAUUGACAGCUGCACAAACAGCACUUGCCCAGCAGUGGUAGUCAGCUACUAGGAAUGCCCAGUUUCCCAUUAGAUUGGUAAGAAUUUAUAAUUAAUAGCACAUUUGGGGACUCUUCUGUAAUGAAACCACAAUUUAAUCUGCUAACCUGAUUAUGGAGGAUGUAAAGGAGAGAGGGCAGAAAUUCAGAGUCUCGCCGCGUACAUUAUCUCCCUGUUGAUUGCAGUACGAGACCAAGACAGGCAGCAUUUUCCAGAAUCAGCCCCUACACUGGUUUAAGACCUGCAAUCCUGAAAGGUGAAGGGCUCUUUCCCAAACAGAUGUGACCCCCUUCAACUCUGAUAAACUUCCCAAAAAGAUGAGGGAAAUCUGUACCGCACAGGAUGUGCUCAGCAUAUUGAGGGAUUGAGUUAGUAAUGUCCCUGAUAAUUGUGGAUACCUCAUUGUAGGAGUCAGUUUUUAUUUAAAUUUUUUUAAUAGGAGUAUACACAUCUGUCUUUAUACCCAGCAGCUUUUCUGGCCCACAAGAAGUCCUCUGUGAGUUUCCCCAACUGAGCUCAGUGGGAUCUCUGUCAGCUGCAAGAUUUAUGUCAUCUUUUUCAGUCCUGAGAACUGUUCCUUAAGCUUUUCACAUCUGGAUUUAAUUGGAAAGACAUUAAAAGACAUUAAGUGUGCUGGAAAAGCAUAUUUUAGAGAAGAUCUUUAUAGACACUUCCAUUAAAGGAACUGAUGGUUGUAGGUUAAAAUGGGAUGAGGACAAGCCAUCAACAGUUAGCAAGGACAAAAUUACAUUACAAACUACUUCAAAUGAGAAGUUUGGCCUGUAGCUCUUGGGCCUGACUCUGAUCUCACUUAAAUCAAACUUCAAUUAGGACAAAAAUACCAGUUAAUGCAGUGUAAAAAUGAUCUGAGAUCAGAAUCAAAAACUUUUGCCUUUUGGAAACACUCAAAUUUCUAAUUACAUGCCAUAUAUGCUAAAUAUAAUGGUUUUAGCUGUCAGUCUAGAUUUGGUAAUUUGUUGGAUGUACAUGCAUGCCUGUAAAAUGAGACUUGGAGAAUGAAGAGGGGGAUUGGUUGUUAGGGCUCCAAGGGUGGAAGUAUCCUUCUCUGAAUGCUGAUAUGCAGGCCACAGGAGUAGAGUUACACAGAAGCAGAGAUACAAUACAAUUUAGUACGUGGGCUUCAUUACAGAUGUUGUAAUGCAAGAAUCUACAGCCCUAAACUCCCCCAUUGUUCCAGCUAUAAUGUGCUGCUUGAAGAAACCAAUGAGCAGUCCUUUGGAUUAAGUGUAAUCUAUUGCUUUUGUCUUCAAACCAAAGUUUCUAGUCAUAUUUAGACUGACAAGCACUUAAAAUCUAAGGUAAUGGUCUUAGUAUGAGAGAACAAACAUACUUGCAUUUUAAAAUUGCUAAAACCGAGGAAUCUGAUAUUUAGGAAGCUACUCCCAUGUCUAAAGCAAAGUGUAUGGUCUUCAGAAAGAGAAACAUGUCAAACUUCAAAGAAAAAUAAAAUGUAUUUCUGUAAAACAUUGGGGUGGGGGGGGAAGUACUCUUUAGAAUAUUUCAGCAAAAUAAAUUUGUUAGAGGAUCUCACCUGUCCUCUUCUCCUAAAAGGGAGUCUUUUUCUCCACUAUGUCAUGGGAAGUGUUUAACAUUAAUGGGAAGAUUAUAGUUUGCUGGGUGAUAGUGACAGGAAUGAGGCGUUUGAAUUAAAAUUGUGGCUGCUGUGUAGACUGUUCUUUUAUUUUCUAUCAUUAAAUACCCUUUUUUUUUUUCAGAAUCUGUCUAUUUUGGGCUAUGAUAAAAUGCAUGUAAACUAGUAAAACUGAUUCUUAUUUUUAUCGCCUGACCUUGGGCCAGUCUUUUAUAUGCUCAUGCACUUUCUCUUCACUUCAGUUUCCUUCUCUUUAAAAACAGGAAUAAUAAAACUACCUCUAGUCCUUAAUGCCAUUUUGUCUCAUGAAGAAGAGGAUAUUUGCAAGGACAGGUAAAAAGUAUUUAAACACUAGCAAGUUUGUUUUACAAGUUCAGUUUACUAAGUGAAAGAGUAGCCAUGUUGAAGUAAGCAUUGAGUAAUACUUGAUAGUUUGAACUUUGUUGUAUACUAAUUUGGUUUGGAUCUUUAAGAAUUCAUAAAAAUCUUUUAAUAUACAAGUUUUUGAUCACACUGCACAAGCAGUUGCCUAAGAUAACCACUUAAAUAACAGAAUAAAUGCUUAUAUCUUAUUUUAAUACAGCUCAGUUUGGAGCUCAUUCAUUUUGUUAAAACAGUUCUGGCUACAUCUACACUAUUAAUAUGGGUCAGGGCCCAUUCCCCGGUGGGAAAUGACAUGGUCUUCACCUCAUUUACGUACUGCUAGCUAUGUAGUGAAGGCUGUGGUAGUGAUAUUAAAAACAGGAUGGAACUGUGGAGGUCAGACAGAUGAAGAGGAUUGUCUAUUGCAGCAUAUUUUAGAAGUUACCAUGAACUCUUACACAGCUGAGAACCUCAAUACACUUAUUUAAAAUCAAGAGGUCAAAAUCUCCUGCAAUAUAGAUAGGGUUAAUAACAGUGGACUUGCAAAUCUAUGGCAGUGAUGUGGAGAAAUGCCUAUAAAUAAAUAAUUAAAUAAACCAAAUUUUUCUGAGAACACAGCUGACAAGGAUAUUUUCCAGCCAUCAGUGAUGAAAGAGACAGUGAUUCAUGGCCUUUCUUCCCUGCUGGUGCAGGAUUUUGCCUGAGGAUAUACAUUCUGCUGUUUUAAGUUUUAGGUUUAAAGCUAUGUUUCUUAAAAUCUCCUAUAAUUUUUGUCUGCAGCUUCUCAACCAUGCUUGAAUGUUGUCUCAAUUGCAUGAUUUAAACCUCUACCUAGCCAUACAAUAAUUGGCCAUCUAAAUGCUCUCAUUUGGAAGUCUGUAAUUAUUGAAAGCACCUAUAUUACUUAGAUGUCUACCUCCUUCUGAAAGUUAGUGUUUAAGUAGCUUUUGUCUGAGGAUACAAAAUUAGAAGCAAGAUUAAUUUAAGAUUAAUUGCUGUCUGGUGAAAUUCUGUUGUAUAUAUGUAAUGUAAACACUUGGAAAUUUAAUUUUAAAAUACUUUUCUUCAUGUUCAUAAGUAAGCUGUGAUGAUGCAUGCAUGAGUCUUUCUGUCUUUGUUCUUUCAAUUGUAACAAUUGAAGAAAAAAUAUGAAGUUUUGAAUUUAGGAAUAAAUUUACUUUAAAAGAACUUCCAGAUUUCUAGACCAGAACUGAAUAUACACUGAAGGGUACUGAAAUUAUCUGACAAAAGAGGCUUGAUCAGGAUUUAUUUUAACUGCUGAUACUGGGGCCAAACUUUCCCACCACACUUCACCGUCAGAGGAUGUAGACACACCUCAGUAGAUACUGGCAUCAAACCUGAAAGCUCUUUCGAGAUGUUCAUGAAGUGCCAAUUUACUGGUUUCCAGUCUAGAUUGCCACGGGGGAAAAAGUUAGCAUUUUGGUAGUACUUGAAAGUGUUACUCCUCGCACUUGAGAAUACGUGAAGAGGGAGGAGUCUGAGAAUAUACAGAUUUAAGAACAGUCCUGUACAGUCUGAGUCCCAUACAGAUCUUUUAGCAAUCCUUUCAUCUCUUAUUCCUACCUACAAUUAAGAAUGCAACCUAAACUUGGCAAUUAGACUACCCACUCCAUGCUGGGUUAAUCUCUUAUAUUAGUGUUAAAUUUGUUAAGUUUGGCUUUCAGUAUUAUUUAUCAAAUACUCUUCAUACAAAAGCAUACCUUUUAAUUAUUUUAAAAAUUAGGUGCUUUUCAGCAUGUUUUUCUCUCAUUGUGACUGGAAGAUCUGGUAUCACCAUUAAAGCAACAGAACUGUCUCACCCCAGAUGAUCAUGCAGCACUUUCUUGGGCUUUGAAAGAAUGCUUUGCCGUUCAUUACUUCUGGAAUUAUUGCACAGUCCCAAGAAUGGCGGUCGGAUUUCUAGUGUGGUUGUUCACAUGAGAAAAUAAGCAAUGCCUAAUUGACUCUUUCUACUGUUAACUCAAGCAGUCCCUUUAUUUAAGUAGAUUGUUGAAGACGAAAACCUAUGGAAAUAUAAUUCCUUGUUGAAUAGUGUCUUUCACUCCAUCCACUUCUUGGAAUAUUAAAAGGUAUGGAGGAAUGAGUACACGUGUCUGAUAAAACUAGGUGGAAGAACAUGACAUGCACGCUGUUGUUGAUAGAACUUCUGCUUAAUAUAUUGGAAAAAUUGUUCAAGAACAGUUAAUCCUUACUUUAGGAUUACCCCCAGAAAGCUGGCAAGGUCAGGCUGUACGUGGAUUGUGUGUCAUUUAAAUUCUGGCUGCAUGAGUUGCCUGGGGGUAGCAUUAACUACUACGUGGGACUUGUUCUAAGCUACAUCUGUGAAUCAUCAUUCUUUGUUUGAAGAUAGUGGACUCCUUCUAUCCUCCAAGCUCCUUUUCUUGACAGGUGCAAUCAGUAGCCUUAAUUGUAAUGCCUAUCAGGUGACUAUGCCUUUGUGCAGAGAUUAAUCAGUUCGGAAAAUGCUAUUUCCAUGUAAACUACAUGAGUUAAUCAGAUUAUAACCCUGUGUUUUUCAUGCAUAUCAUAAACCGUGUGAGGAAAGGGCUUAAAGUCAUUUAAUUAAGGUUUACAUUGUGCAGUGUGAAAAGCCUUUCUGAAUUUAAUUUUUAAACAGAUGUUAACAUUGGUUCACAUGAAAUCUAAUCAACUGGGGAGAACGGCACAUUGUGAGGAAAGUGCUGAAAACCCCUAGCAGAAGUUAUUGCUUGGGAUAUAGUAAAUUCAUUUACAACAGAAGCUGUGGGGAAAAGGGAUUUGUUUGCAAUACCCAUUACCUAGUUUUUGUUUAGCUUGUAGGUAGCCAACCUGGUAAAUCCAAGAGAAUUAAAUGGAUAUGUUAAGGAGUCAAAUUUUAGCUACUUUGUGUGUAUGUAUGUAAGAUUACACAAGCAAAUAUAUCUUCCCUUUGUGCAUUUCUGUAUGCAUUUUGGGUGUGCACAAGUUAAAGCCAGGUGGAAGCUUGGUCAAAAAUUUCUUCAUCAAGAGAAAGCAAAAACAAUCACUAAGAACAAUAACUUUGAAUACAUACAAAUUUAAGUAGUUGCUCAGCUUUGGGACACUUAAGUCCUCAAACUCACCUCUAGAGCUGUGAUAAUUGUUGGGGGUUUUUCAAUAGCCUUCACAUGUGAAAUUUAAAUCAACAUGUUAAAAAGUCAUGAAGUUCAUCUCAUCACUGAUGCAGACAGCUUUGUUGCAAUGUUGUUGUACAGAUGAUACUGCCUUUUGAGGCCUCAAUUCUCAGGGAGAGGGGAAGAACUUCCCUGAUUUGGGGGGCAUUUUUUCUCUUGGCAUAGAAAACAAAUGAACAUUGAUUGUUUGUAAAUAAACUUGCUACCAGUUUUGUUCAUGCAUUAACUCUGCUGUUGUCUAGGCUUCUGGCGUGCAAGUGAAAUUGAGGAGUAGAGUUAGAUCUGUCUAUCAUUUUAACCUGGCAUGCAAACAUUUUCUCAAGCCUCAACUCGGUCACAGCCUGAGACUUGUUCAUGCAUAUGGCAUGUGGCUACAGGCAGUGUGACCGUAAUGAAUCACUUGACUCUGCAAACUUAACCUUGAACUAAGACCCAGCUACUAAAGAUGGUAAAAUCUUGUCCUUCAUGAUCUACUCUGGACCCUGACUUAAUUCAGUUUUGCACCGUAACUAUUUCUGCCCAUAAUUUUAUGUCUUCAGAAAACACUGCUUAAGGCCAAGCUGAAUAUGAUUUUUUAUGUACUUAGAAAACUGAUGUUAGGAGACAUAUCACCAGUAAACUAACAGUAUCAAGCAGUGUGUUUAUUAAGAUUAUCUCAGACCUCCUUGGUAAAGUCAACUGCAAGGGCCACAGAGAACAACAAACUUUUACAAUUUUCAGUUUCAUGGAAUAAUCUGAAAUGUAAUAUAGGUUUAAGAGGAAAAACACAAACCACAUACUGUGCUAAAACAAACAUGUGAAAAUUUUAUCGUGAGGAUGUGGUCUUAAAUGCACAUGGGCUAGUGUAGUGCCUGUCUGCUAUUCUUGCUAAAAGAAUGAUCUAAUGUUACUAGAUUGUCAUUACAAGACGCUUAAUCCCCAGAGUGAGAAACAGGAAGAAUAUUCACAAGUUUCAAUGCUAUUUACUAAUUGCCAAUUGACUUGAGGAAAGCUAAAAAAUGACUGGAAACAUCCAUCCCCAUCCUGAUACACACACAUACUAAUAAUGGAAAUGGAAGCCAAGACAAACAGCUAGCAGUGCAGUGCAUCCUGUUGGCAUCGUAUUUUUGGCACUGUUGUAGCUACACAGAAAACAAGUGAUACAAGAAAUGUGUAAGGACAUCUGUUCUGUAACCUAUGGGGCUUCACUCACAAAACAGUUGUAAAAUCUUCUGGGGGAGAGAAAAAUUUCUCUAUAUCUGUGCAGAUGCUCUAUUGUAAGAAAAAUAUCAAUGGAAGGAAGCGUUGAGCUUUUAAAAGAGGAAAUUGUUCACCAGAUUCACUGUCAAAUGUUCCAUUCUUUUCUUUCCUUUUCAUUUAACCUAAGUUAUCUGCCAUUCACAAGUUAUAUUUAAGCCAAAUAGUGUAAAUCUGUUGGGACUAAUAGAAUUGAAUCAUGGAUUAAAUUAGCCCGGUGUCUGCUUGUAACUCUUCUUCCCUGCAGAUUACUUGGGCUCUGUGUCACUCUGCUGACUAUUCAGGUCACAGCCUUUCAGCUACCAGCUUCCUUCCUGAAUCCAGCAUCUUCAUGUCUGUCCAGGGGCGCUCUCUACCAUUCAUCUACUGCCGUUCAGCCACAUCCCGUGAAUGGAUACUUUAAAAAGGAAAGAAACUUUCCCAAAAUUCAAAUGUUGUUGCAAAAGUUGGGAUAUAAGUAGUUAGGCUUCCCCCACAGGUAUCUUAUGGAGAGAGAGACAUGGUUCCAUGAAAAAGAAAUCAGAUCUCAUAUAAACCUGGAACACCUUAGGAAACUGGAAGAUAAAGAGGGACUGUGAGGUAUAGGAGGUUUGGAGCACUUGGGGAAGGAAGUUUUAGCUCUGGGAGCUGGGAGCAGCUGAGGGUCCUGGGUGGGAGAGCAUUUAGGAGCAGGAAAAAGUAGGGGCCUACGUAGGGGGAGAUUUGUGAAGAAGUAGAGGUGAUUGCCUCUGCUGUAAAAGAGGUCAGAGCUCUGCGGUGGAUAGUAGGGAGGGGAAGACCAGGGGCACUGGGGUGGCUUGGGAAAGGUGUGGGACUGAGGCAGAAGAUGUGGGGAGUAGGGACUCGGUAGUGAGAAGCACGAGCUUUGGAAGAGAUCGUUGGCUUCCAGAGCAGCAAAGGCGAGAAGCCUAGCAAUGAGAGAUGGUGUAAAGGGCUGGCUCUUCAACAGUGCUCACACAAAUACCCUGACACCUCUACUUGGAACUUCGAGGAUACAGUUACAGGACUGGUUUCCUGGCGCUUCGUCCCUCUAACAUUUGGUUUCAGAAAUACAAUAGAUCUAAGAUCUGACCUUUUAUAUCACAUUUCAGUUUGGGGAGGGCAUGGCUUAAAGAAGGGUGAGAUGGAGAAAUGAGACUGCGCCACAUUACAAGCAUUAGAAUUUGGAUGUUGUGUUGAUAUUAAACACGCUUAUACUUAAACACCUUGAAUCAUACCUUCAUUUUAUAUGUUUCCUCUAAUUGUUCCAUAUUUACUUCCUUGACACCCAUAUAGUAAUGAUCCAUGCUUACAGGCAAAGAGUUCAUUAUUUUAUAUUGUAGUACUUCUUCCCUUGCUGUUAGAAGAGAAGAGAUGCCCUCAUGAUCUGUUUCUAUUGAGACAGUGGCUAAUAUUCCUCCAGGAAGUUCCAAAGCAGUUUUUCUGGAAAGCAACCCUGAAAGCUGCUCUGUAAUUUAUGUGGUAUGCCUUGCAAUAGCCAGAUCUGUGAGUAAAACAUUAGUAAGUAACAAAUGUACUCAUAUUCAGAGCAAUUCUAGAAAGGAAUUAGGAAGUUUGGGUUGGUCUAAUUAAUCUCUUGAUGAUUUGGGGAUUUCAGUGACCACUGAUCAAGACUGUUAUGCAUAUCAUAUGAUCAACCCAUGGUCUAAUCUUGAAUGAAACAUUACUUGGCUCUACCUCUUACCAACAAUGAUCAGGGCCUUUUUGUCCAAGACACUGUACAAACAAAUAACCUGAACAAAUAGUUCUUCCACAACAAGUUUACAAUUCACACAUCAGACCUGGAAGCCAAGAAUGGAUAUAAAAAAGUAAAGAAGGUGGGUUCUAAAACAGAGGAUGUAGCAGUUAAACUGUGUAGGAGGAGCAGAGGUCUCAGCUUCCUUCUCUCCUUGCAGUGCUACCUGGUAAUGGGUUUUGAAUUACCAAACUUAAGAAGAAAGGACAUCUUGAUUGUUUUGCUAAUCUGCAUCAGGAAAAGUGGAUAUGAGAAGACAGGAGAUGCUUGUGUGCCAGUCCCUACCCAUUGAACUGUUUGGUUCUCAUAGUUGCUAACCCAUGACCAACUAAAGUACAACAGAGUAGCAGUCCUGUGCAAGGAAGCACAGGGGCCCACAUCGCUCGCCUUCCUCACAUGAUGAGUAGUGCUCGCAUUGUGAUGAAAAGGACCCCAGGGAGAGGAGGAGAAGAGAGAAACUGGGAUGAAGAAAUGUGUCAGAUUACUGGAACAAACAGAGAAGUUGAGAGGAGAAAACCCUUGUUGCCACUGGGAGAAAUUAUCUGGGUUGAACAAACAGUGAUUUUGCUGUGCAGUCAACAUCGAGAAUGGAAAGGCAGGUGGUGAUUAGAGCUUAUAGAAGUUGAGAAUGCAUGUCUAAAACUACAAGGUGGUAGAGAAAGAGCUGUCUUAUAAAAAAUGCAAAUACUUAAAAAUGUCAAGAAAACCAGAAGAAAUGAGGAAAGGGAGAACUCAUUCACUGGGGAACUCAAUAAGUAGUAAAAGUGAAAGAUCCUGCAAUGGGAGAAGUUGUUAUUAAGGUGAAGCUGAGGCUCAGCCCUUAGCCAUAGCAUGGGAAAAGGAUAAAAAGAAAGA